This is a messenger RNA of Xiphophorus hellerii (green swordtail), 3628 nucleotides long. RefSeq names its product oxoglutarate dehydrogenase b (gene ogdhb). Gene Ontology annotation, molecular function: oxoglutarate dehydrogenase (succinyl-transferring) activity; thiamine pyrophosphate binding. NCBI's taxonomy places the organism in Eukaryota, Metazoa, Chordata, Actinopteri, Cyprinodontiformes, Poeciliidae. The coding region runs from base 303 to 3371 and encodes 1022 amino acids. Gene Ontology annotation, cellular component: oxoglutarate dehydrogenase complex; mitochondrion. Gene Ontology annotation, biological process: tricarboxylic acid cycle. The transcript has 23 exons. The record is from RefSeq and is a predicted model, not a curated record.
GCGCGCCCGCACCCAUGCACCCGCGCGCUGGACCCGCAGCUCCUAAUUCACAGUAGCAGCGGAGCGAGAGGCCGAGAGAAGCGCCAGGAAACCAACAGCGAAAAAAAGACUCGACUGAAACCUGUGGAAAGAGUGAGGAGCAACAUCUGUACGAAUUCUAGCAUCAGCGAUUUAAAAACACCUCCAGGAACGGAGCGGGAGAAGCCUUCAUGUUGACAGGGUCUCCUUACUCCCCACAUUCUGCUGCAUUUUUCUUCCAAGAGGAGAGUUGGGGCGUUGGGAACCGUGGCUGACCUGCAGCCAUGCACCGCUUAAGGACUACAGUUGCGAGGCUUGGGCCUUUAGCUGCUGCACAGACAGCCCAGAGCGCGCCACAGUCCCGGCUGUUGGCCCUGGAAGGAGGUGCAAGGACAUUUCAGCCGGUGAGGAGCCUGAGUGCGUCUGUGGCUGCUGAACCUUUUCUCAAUGGAACCAGUUCCAACUACGUGGAGGAGAUGUACUUCACCUGGCUGGAGGAUCCUAGGAAUGUGCAUAAGUCUUGGGAUAUUUUCUUUCGGAAUGCAAAUGCUGGAGCGCCGCCCGGUGCGGCGUACCAAAGCCCUCCUCCGCUCAGCGGGCUUUCUGACGGAACGACAGGCCUCCGGAUGCUGGUGGGAGCUCAGCCCAAUGUAGAGAAACUGGUGAAAGACCACCUGGCAGUGCAGUCACUGAUUAGAGCCUACCAGGUACGGGGCCAUCACAUAGCCAAGCUGGACCCCCUCGGUAUCAGCUGUGUGGACUUCGAUGACGCUCCGUGUACUGUUGGCUUUCAAAAUGUUGGUUUGUACGGCCUGACUGAGGGUGACCUGGACAAGGUGUUCCGGCUCCCCGCCAGCACUUUCAUUGGGGGCAAUGCCAGCGCGCUCCCACUCAGAGAGAUCAUUCGCCGCCUUGAGAUGGCCUACUGUCAGCAUAUCGGGGUGGAGUUCAUGUUCAUAAAUGACGUGGAGCAGUGCCAGUGGAUCCGACAAAAGUUCGAAACUCCAGGAAUCAUGCAGUUUUCCUUGGAAGAGAAGAGGACUCUGUUGGGCAGGAUGAUCCGCUCCACCAGGUUUGAGGAGUUCCUUCAGAGGAAGUGGUCUUCAGAGAAACGCUUCGGCUUGGAAGGCUGCGAGUCGCUCAUCCCGGCCCUGAAGACCAUCAUCGACCGGUCCAGUCAGUGCGGAGUGGAGAGCGUGAUCCUGGGAAUGCCUCACAGAGGGAGGCUGAACGUUCUGGCCAAUGUCAUCCGGAAAGACCUGGACCAGAUCUUCUGUCAGUUCGAUUCCAAGCUGGAGGCUGCUGAUGAGGGCUCAGGAGAUGUGAAAUAUCAUUUAGGCAUGUAUCACAGGAGGAUGAACCGAGUCAGUGACAGGUACAUCACCCUGUCGCUCAUGGCCAACCCGUCCCACCUGGAGGCCGUGGACCCAGUGGUGCAGGGGAAGACCAAAGCUGAGCAGUUUUACUCUGGAGACACCGAGGGGAAGAGGGUGAUGUCUAUUCUGCUCCACGGAGAUGCUGCGUUCGCAGGCCAGGGCAUUGUGUACGAGACGUUCCACCUUUCGGACCUGCCGUCCUACACCACCCACGGCACCAUCCAUGUGGUGGUGAACAACCAGAUUGGAUUCACCACAGACCCCAGGAUGGCUCGCUCAUCUCCGUACCCGACAGACGUGGCCCGAGUCGUGAACGCGCCGAUCUUCCACGUCAAUGCAGACGACCCGGAGGCCGUGAUGUUUGUGUGCAACGUAGCGGCAGAGUGGAGGAACACAUUCCAUAAAGACGUCGUUGUAGAUCUGGUUUCUUACAGACGUAACGGCCACAAUGAGAUGGACGAGCCGAUGUUCACCCAGCCACUGAUGUACAAGCAGAUAAAGAAGCAGAAAGGAGUUUUGCAGACGUUUGUAGAGAAGCUCGUUGCUGAAGGAGUCGUCACAACACAACACUACGAGGAGGAAGUAGCUCGAUACGACAAAAUCUGCGAGGACGCUUUUGCUCACUCCAAAGACGAGAAGAUCCUCCACACCAAACACUGGCUGGACUCUCCCUGGCCAGGUUUUUUCACUCUGGAUGGUCAACCUAAAACUAUGAGCUGUCCUUCCACUGGUAUUCGAGAAGAUGAGCUCUGUCACAUUGGAAACAUCGCAGCCUCUGUCCCGGUGAAAGAUUUCAUGAUACAUGGAGGGUUGAGUCGGAUUUUGAAGGGACGCGCAGAUAUGGUGAGCCAGCGAGUGUGUGACUGGGCCCUCGGAGAGUACAUGGCCUUCGGCUCUCUGCUCAAAGAGGGCAUCCACGUGCGUCUCAGCGGACAGGAUGUAGAGAGGGGGACGUUCAGCCAUCGACAUCACGUUCUCCACGACCAGAACGUUGAUAAGAGGAUCUGCAUCCCGAUGAACUCCAUCUCCCCUGAUCAGGCUCCUUACACCGUGUGCAACAGCUCCCUGUCUGAGUACGGAGUCCUGGGUUUUGAGCUCGGCUUCGCCAUGGCCAGUCCCAAAGCUCUGGUUCUGUGGGAGGCCCAGUUUGGAGACUUCCACAACAUGGCUCAGUGCAUCAUCGACCAGUUCAUCAGCUCCGGACAGGCCAAGUGGGUCAGACAGAACGGCAUAGUGCUGCUUCUUCCCCACGGCAUGGAGGGCAUGGGUCCAGAGCAUUCAUCCGCCCGUCCUGAGAGGUUCCUACAGAUGUGCAAUGACGACCCAGAUGUUUUUCCUAAAGUCACAGGAGACUUUGCGGUGCAUCAGCUUUAUGACUGUAACUGGAUCGUGGUCAACUGCUCCACUCCUGCAAACUACUUCCAUGUCCUGCGCAGGCAGAUCCUGCUGCCCUUCAGGAAGCCUCUCAUCGUGUUUACCCCAAAGUCGCUGUUGCGUCACCCGGAGGCCAAAUCGAGCUUCGACAACAUGCUGCCUGGUACCCACUUCCAGCGCCUCAUCCCGGAUGAGGGGCCCGCAGCUGUUGGCCCCCAGAACGUGAGGAGGGUCGUUUUCUGCACAGGCAAGAUUUACUACGACCUCAUCAGAGAACGUAAGAGCAGAGGCCUGGAGGAUGCUGUCGCUGUCGUCCGCAUCGAGCAGCUGUCUCCGUUCCCCUUCGACCUGGUGAAAGCCGAGGCCGAUCGGUUCCAGAACGCCGAUCUGGUUUGGUGUCAGGAGGAGCAUAAGAACCAGGGUUACUACGACUACGUCAAGCCCCGCCUCCGUACGACAAUAAACCGCAAGCGCCCCAUGUGGUAUGCUGGCCGUGAGCCCGCCGCAGCUCCAGCCACUGGAAACAAACACACUCACCUGACGGAGCUCCAGCGUUUACUGGACACAGCCUUCGAUCUGGAAACUUCCCCAGGGAAACUGUAACGGCCCCAGAACGCCACAGCCCAGACCGGACUGUUUUCACUGUUACCAUGAAGACUGUGUUCACAGUGAGACACGAUGCCGAAGGAAAACUACAGAACCGCUGAUUCAUUCAUUUAUUGAUUUUGGUGAAAUAUCUGCAGAAUAACAAUAAUCAGUUAAAGAAUAUUUAACUAUUAAAAGGAAGGUUGUGGGAAAAUCUAAAACUCAGAAACUCAGAAAAGCAAACAGCCAGAUUGGUGACAUGGUAAAAACUUUCA